This is a messenger RNA of Talaromyces amestolkiae, 2988 nucleotides long. RefSeq lists its product as uncharacterized. Gene Ontology annotation, biological process: mRNA 3'-end processing. NCBI's taxonomy places the organism in Eukaryota, Fungi, Ascomycota, Eurotiomycetes, Eurotiales, Trichocomaceae. Gene Ontology annotation, molecular function: mRNA binding; protein binding. The record is from RefSeq and is a predicted model, not a curated record. The transcript has 4 exons. The coding region runs from base 1 to 2988 and encodes 995 amino acids. Gene Ontology annotation, cellular component: nucleus.
AUGGCCGAGGAAGACGCCGAGCAGGCGUUUUUCCRGGCGMAAGCCAUGAGCAACGAAUAUGAUCCUGCCGGGGUAGCGCAGAAUAUCGAGGCUUCAGAUUCUGAAGGAGAUUAUGACCCAUCGAACACUUUGCAUGAUGAGUACUCAAUUACAGUAGCAGAAUCUAAUCCAAAUGAGACGAUUGCUCAAAGCAAUGAUGCUUCUUCCGCUACUCAGUCUAUCCCACAGGACUCUUAUCAGCCUGACCAAGUUGACACUGCACAAACAUCCCAGCCUCCGUCCAGACCUGACUCGCAGACCUCUGUAUUAGGGCCUUCAUCUACUAUGCAUGUACAGCCGAAGACCAAGACCAUAGGUGGCUUUGUUGUUGAUGACGAUGAAGACGAGGAAGAGGAUGAAAGAGAAGAUGAAGACAAGGAUGAGGCAGAGUAUGAGCCACCAGGAGUUUUGGAAACUAUUGAACAUGGUGGACAUAUUUCUGCAGGCGCUUCUGAGCAGCUUCCUUUUUCUGAAAAAAAUGCAAAUGAAACUAUUUCUACAUCUGGUGUAUCAAUACAACCCCUUGUGCCUGAGAUGGCCAGUUCCAAAGAUGUUUCUAAUAAUCCCGUUUCUUUCCAUUCUGGUCACAAUCUGUACACUGAAGCGUUGCAACAAGCUGGAGAGACUACUGAUAGCAACGCAACCACCCCCAUUCCUUUGGCGGCAAACUCCGCGGCGUCUCGGAGUCGCCUACCUCAUGAUCGCAUUGGCCUGUUGGAAGAUAGAAUCAAAGAGGAUCCUCGUGGAGAUAUAAAUGCAUGGAUCGAACUGGUAGCCGAACAUCGAAGUCGUAACAGACUCGACAACGCGCGAGAAGUGUACGAGCGGUUCUUCAAAGUUUUUCCAUCUUCUGCUGAGCAAUGGGUGGCAUAUAUCAACAUGGAAUCCGAAAAUAAUGAGCUGCAACGCCUGGAGCAAAUCUUUAACCGAACAUUGCUAAGCAUUCCCAGUGUGCAGUUGUGGACUGUGUAUUUGGAUUACAUACGCCGAAGGCAUCCCCUGACUACAGACACAUCCGGCCAAGCAAGAAGAACCAUCACGUCUGCAUAUGACUUGGCUCUGACUCAUGUCGGUCUAGAUAGGGAGGCAGGUUCAUUGUGGACCGACUAUGUCGAAUUUAUUAAAACAGGACCCGGCGUCGUUGGUGGUACAAAUUGGCAGGACCAGCAAAAGAUGGAUCUAUUACGAAAAGCCUACCAAAGGGCUAUCUGUGUUCCCACUCAUUCCUUGAAUACCCUCUGGAAGGAGUACGAUCAAUUUGAGAUGGGAUUAAACAAGCUUACGGGACGCAAAUUUUUGCAGGAGCGGUCCCCCGCAUAUAUGACAGCUAGAAGUUCUUAUACUGAACUGCAAAAUUUGACUCGAGAUCUCGACCGCACAACGCUUCCACAGAUGCCACCAGCCCCUGGAUUUGUGGGAGAUGUUGAAUUUCAACAACAAAUCGGACUAUGGCGCCGAUGGUUCAAUUGGGAAAAGGGCGACCCUCUGGUCCUGAAAGAAGAAGACAUAUCCGCCUACAGAACCAGAGUGCUGUACGCCUACAAGCAGGCAUUGAUGGCCUUGCGAUUUGUCCCGGAUAUAUGGUUCGAAGCUGCAGACUUUUGUUUUCAGAACGGCAUGGAUGCUGAAGGGAACGAGUUGCUCACUCAAGGUUUGGAGGCAAACCCAGAGAGCUGUUUGCUUGCCUUCAAACGGGCUGAUCGACUGGAAAUCGAAUCUGAAUCGGAGCAGGAUCCCCAGAAACGUGGCGCGAAAGUCCGAGAAGUGUUUGACAAACUCUUGGACGCUUUAUAUGCUUUGAACGGCAAAGCUCGAGAGCGAGAAGAGCAAGAUAUCGCCAGGAUCAAAGAGCAGUUCGCCAACGAGUCAGACGAUUAUCAACCUGUUGCUGACGACGAAGAUGAGUUGGGACGCUCGCAAGAAGCCCAAGCCAAAGAAGCAGCCAAGGAGAGUCAAAUAGAAGCCAUGCGCAAGGCCCAUGCGACACAAAUCACCAUGACCUCCAAGUUGAUCUCGUUUGCUUGGAUAGCUUUGAUGCGUUCGAUGCGACGUAUACAGGGAAAAGGCAAACCUGGAGAACUUGCCGGCUCCAGACAGGUAUUUGCCGAAGCUCGCAAGCGCGGUCGUAUCACGAGUGAUGUGUACAUUGCGAGUGCCUUGAUCGAAUACCAUUGUUAUAAAGAUCCGGCCGCGACAAGAAUCUUUGAACGAGGAGCUAGGCUAUUUCCGGACGAUGAGAAUUUUGCGCUGGAAUAUUUGAAGCAUCUCUUUGAUAUUAAUGAUGUUACCAAUGCUCGAGCAGUCUUUGAAAUGACUGUAAGAAGACUGACCAGCAAACCAGAGAACGUCUUCAAGACAAAGCCUAUUUUUUCCUUUUUGCAUGAUUACGAAUCUCGGUAUGGCGAUCUAGGCCAAGUCAUUAGCCUAGAGAAUCGUAUGCGCGAGCUUUUCCCCGAAGAUCCUACGCUUUCUCAAUUUGCACACCGUCAUUCAGAUGCGAACUUCAAUCCAGUUGCAGCACAGCCAGUUAUCUCAUUAUCACAAGUCCGCCCUCGAACAGUGCCAUUGAUCGACCAGCAACAAGGUUCGGUUCAAGGAACACCUACACGAUACCUCGAUGUACCUCCUACCGGCUCACCCAAACGGCCAUUCCCAUCAGACGACUUCGAAGAAGACAGACCUCGAAAAUUUGUUCGUGCCGAAUCUCCCUUGAAGGGUAUACCAGCGCGUCGACCGGAUCAAUUGAAACGACCCACCCCCCAGGUCAAUGGCGGACAAUAUCGUCCUCAACCCUCAGCAGCUCCACUACCGCGCGACGUUGUCCAUCUCUUGAGCAUCAUCCCGCCUGCUUCCGCGUACAACGCUGGACGGUUUUCUGCAGAGAAGUUGGUGGAUCUGCUCCGAAGGAUAGAUAUUCCAUCUUCCACAUCGCAGUUUCGACAAUACUAA